This is a messenger RNA of Cloeon dipterum, 3837 nucleotides long. RefSeq names its product nicotinic acetylcholine receptor alpha1 (gene nAChRalpha1). The record is from RefSeq and is a predicted model, not a curated record. Gene Ontology annotation, biological process: monoatomic ion transmembrane transport; regulation of membrane potential; nervous system process. NCBI's taxonomy places the organism in Eukaryota, Metazoa, Arthropoda, Insecta, Ephemeroptera, Baetidae. Gene Ontology annotation, cellular component: postsynaptic membrane; neuron projection; plasma membrane. Gene Ontology annotation, molecular function: acetylcholine-gated monoatomic cation-selective channel activity; transmembrane signaling receptor activity. The transcript is spliced from 9 exons. Bases 449 to 2062 code for a protein of 537 amino acids.
CAGAGCCGGAGCCUGGGCGGAGCCAGCCGGGCACUAUCGACUGACUCGGGGGGCCUCGGCUGGUGGCACGCCGUACUUCUGCAGUGCGCCGCCGACCCUCGCCCUCGAUGCUCGCCGCUGCCGCCGCCGAGCGUCCCACGCGACGGCCCCCGACGGCCCCCUGACGCGGCCCCAGUGCAGUGAGCCGACGCACGCAGCCCCCGUCCCCCGAGCCCCUGCCCCCCUUCAGCGAGAGACCCCGGUGCGCGGUGGUGCCCCGACGGGCCGAUGCGACGGCCCCCGGGCAGGACUCGCCAGGCCCCCGAGGCCCCCCGACCGACCCACGUGGCCCCCCGGCCCCAGCUGGCUGACCGGCCCGCGCAGUGCGACGUGACAACCAGUGCGAUGCUCCGCUGCCCGCCACCGCGACUUUGAGUGUUCAGUGCUUCUGGCAGGACGGGGUGCGAGCAUGUGGGUGGUAGUGUGGGGGCUUGUGUGGGGACUGCUGGCCCCCGGGCUGGAGGCCAACCCCGACGCCAAGAGGCUGUACGACGACCUGCUGUCCAACUACAACAGACUCAUCAGACCCGUCGGCAACAAUUCGGACCGUCUCACCGUCAAGAUGGGCCUCCGCUUGUCCCAGCUCAUCGACGUGAAUCUGAAGAACCAAAUUAUGACUACGAACGUGUGGGUAGAGCAGGAGUGGCACGACUACAAGCUCAAGUGGAACCCCGAGGACUACGGAGGAGUGGAGACGCUGCACGUGCCCUCGGAGCACAUCUGGCUGCCCGACAUCGUGCUCUACAACAACGCCGACGGCAACUACGAGGUGACCAUCAUGACCAAAGCCAUCCUCAACCACACGGGCAAAGUCACGUGGAAACCUCCGGCCAUUUACAAGUCUUUCUGCGAGAUCGACGUCGAGUACUUCCCGUUCGACGAACAGACCUGCUUCAUGAAGUUCGGCUCAUGGACGUACGACGGAUACCUGGUGGACUUGCGGCACAUGGCGCAAACGCCAGGGUCGGAUACGAUAGACAUGGGCAUCGACCUUCAGGACUACUACCUGAGCGUCGAGUGGGACAUCAUGCGGGUGCCUGCAGUGCGCAACGAGAAGUUUUACAGCUGUUGCGAGGAGCCUUACCCCGACAUCAUCUUCAACAUCACUCUCAGGAGAAAGACCCUUUUCUACACGGUCAACCUAAUUAUACCUUGUGUGGGCAUCUCGUUCCUCUCGGUGCUCGUCUUCUACCUACCCUCAGAUUCAGGAGAAAAGGUGUCGUUGUGUAUCUCGAUUCUCCUGUCUCUGACCGUGUUCUUCCUGCUGCUGGCCGAAAUUAUUCCGCCGACCUCGCUCACAGUGCCCCUCUUGGGCAAGUACCUGCUCUUCACCAUGGUGCUGGUCACGCUCUCCGUCGUGGUCACCAUCGCGGUGCUCAACGUUAAUUUCCGGUCGCCAGUGACGCACAAGAUGGCGCCCUGGGUGUACCGACUCUUUAUUAAGACGCUACCAAAGGUGCUGUUCAUCGAGCGUCCGCAGCAGGACGACGAGGCGGAGGCGGUGGUGACGGCGUCGACGCCCGCCUCUGAAAACACGUGUCUGGAUGACUCCAAGUUUGAGUUCCAGAAGCAGCGGUAUAGCCCGGCGGAGUACGACAUCGCGGGCGGCCUCCGGUACGAGGGGGUGCCGUUCGAGGCAGCCGGCCUGCCGCCGCUGCCGUCGCCGCUGAUGCUGCCGGCGUCGCCCAACGAGGACGACGUCUGUCGGGACGACCUCAGCCCCUCGAUCGAAGGCUGCCUCGCGCACGAGAUCGAGAAGGCCAUCACGGACGCCCGCUUCAUUGCUCAACACGUCAAGAACAAGGACAAGUUCGAAAACGUGGAGGAGGACUGGAAAUACGUGGCAAUGGUGCUGGACAGGCUGUUCCUGUGGAUUUUCUCAGUGGCGUGCGUGAUGGGCACGGCGCUCAUCAUCCUGCAGGCGCCGUCGCUGUACGACACGACCCGGCCGAUCGACAUCCAGUACUCCAAGAUUGCCAAGAAGAAGCUGAUGCUGAUGAUGAUGGGCCCUGAGGAGGAGUGACCCCGUGAGCUUACAAUCAAUCAGUGCGGACGCUCAAGUAGUGCAUUCACCAGUCUUUCCUUAGUUUUACGACUCACCACGUGGGCUCUCGAGGGCCUGGGCCCGCAUUUUCCCCCCACCACCAAGCUUCUUCCUUUGCUUUCCUCCGACGAAUUUCGUACAAACGACUGAAUGUAUAUUUUACGCGUUUUCAUUCGAUCCUGGCGCUCGAAGGUCUCUCGAUCAGGGCCUGACAGUUCGGGUGGCCCUCGUUCGAAAGACCUUCGCAGCGGCAAUUGGCAUACACAGACACGGUUUAAUUUGGCGGUUAUACUCAACAUAAUCAACGGUGUAAAACGUUCCUAUCUCACACACUUAAAACACAAGAUACGACGGUUAAAAGUGUAAUUUUACUAAUUAAAGACAAACACGCAGCCUCUAAAUUGCAUUCGAUAAAAGGAAACGAAAUUUCUGGAGUGAAAAUUUGAAGCCCAGGCCCACUCAAAACGGCACCUCAAUCAUCGUCGCGACAAAUAAGAAGAGAUCAUAAAUUUAUUUUUAGCUAGCUCAUCUCAUGAGAUAUUUUUCGUUCUCGAGAAAAACUAAACGGAAUUUGCAUAAACACACCUAAGGUAAAAUAAUGUAACGCGCGCGCGAUAUACGUGUGACUAAAGUAAUUUAAAAGAUGCUGAAAAUGGAAACCAAUCACUCGGUUAGAGACCGCCGGCGGAGCCACUGUGCGGGUGAAUUGUUGCCAGAGGUUCAAGUGUCUUCCAAUCUAAAGGAAAUUUUUGCUACAACGAAUAAUUCAGUUGAAACCAAAUUUUAAUCCAAACGCCCCUUUCUUGGUUAACCGAGUAAAAUUUAACGUUUAAGCGUUGGAAAGAAGAUUAAUUUCGAAAUGAGUUGUCCCUGCAGGAAACCGUGGCUCCGCCGGCCGCGUCUCGGCACCAAAAUGUUACUAAAAAAGGUAAAAAUCGUUGUUGUUGUACUAUUUUAAUUAAUUAACCGAGCAGCUAACGCGAGGCGGCUGCCCCGCCCGCCGCGGGCCCCGCUCAAACCCAUGAUGUGCUGGGCCCCGGGCCCCGGCCGCCGGGGCCGCCCGCCGCUAAAUUUGCAUACUAACUGUCUCGCUGUGUAUAAUCGUCGUCAUUAAAGUCAACUCUAAAUGUCGUGCAUUUAAAAGUUAAGCAGGAAGGAAUUGAAAGUGAACUAACACACACCCACACACACACGCUGUUUUUCGCCCCGGCCGCGUCCACUCGGGGACAAAGGGCGCGGGCGGGGGCCCGCCGGCCCCACCCCCACCCUCCCCUUGACGGAAAAACGGGAAAAUUGCAUGGUUUAUAUAAUUAUAAUUAUUAAAAAGGAAAAAACCUCACCGAUCGCGCUGACAAAGUGGACAAACGGAAUUCACACACAAACACACACAAGUUUCUCUCUCUGUUGCUUCACUCGCCACCCCCGUCACCCCCUCAGCCCCGGUCACAGACACACAGAGAAGAGAAAAUGAAAACACUGCUCUCACAUACACUCACACAAGGACACACAAAACACCCACACUCGUACGUCUCAUGGUAUAUUUGCCGAUACGACAGUUGUUAAAUAAUGAGAGAAUCGACAGUUUUGCAAUUUAUUGUUGAAGCAUUCUGUAAAAAGACGACUCUGUUAUAUUUAAAAAGAAGACGAAGAAGAGCAACGUGCAACAAAUAAAAUAAACAAGACGUAAUAUUGAUAAUUUAUAUGACAAGAUCAUUAUACAAAGAUUAAUAAAGACAAAACAAGUUAUGUAAAAU